AAUCAAUAAAAAGGAAAAGGAAUUGUCUGCAACCGAGAGAAGACUGGGCACGACAGAACUGCUAAAUCAAGAUCUCCAGUCUCGUCUGCUCCAGGUGCAAAACGAACGCAAGAAACUUCAAGAUGAAUUAAAGGAAUUGCAAGCCGAAUUGGCCAAACUCACAAAGCAGUUGGCUGCCAUAAAAUUGCAGCUGGAGGACGAAAUAUUGAGAAGAGUGGAUCUGGAAAAUCGUCUUCAGAGCAUGAAGGAAGAGUUGUCUUUCAAAGAAUCUGUUCACGAAAAGGAAUUGACUGAAACGCGAACCAUAAAACACACAGAGAUAACCGAAAUCGACGAAAGACUGAAAGAACAGUACGAACAAAAGUUAUCGGAUACACUUCACGAGUUGAGAGAGCAAUACAAGUCACAGAUCCAGAUGAACAGGGAAGAAAUCGAAAACAUAUAUAAAACAAAGCUGGACGAUCUGCAGAGAAGAGCGGAUCAAAACAGUAACAGCGCCUUCACUGCCCGAGAAGAACUGCACAGUUUUAAGAAUAAACUGGAAAGUCUGUCGUCGAAAGUAAACGAUCUAGAAACACAGAAUGCCAAACUACAGAGUCGUGUCCGUGAUCUGCAACUGCUGUUGGAACAGGAGAGAGACUGGCACCAGUCAGCCAUGCACGCCAAAGAGGAUGAAAUUAAAAGACUGAGAGAACAGAUGGAAAGACAGAUGAACGAGUACCAAGAUCUGUUGGAUAUUAAAGUGGCUCUAGACAUGGAAAUCACUGCUUACAGGAAACUUCUGGAAGGAGAAGAAUCUAGGUUGAACAUUUCACUGAACGCAUCUGAAAAUUCAUACGUUCAGAGCACUCCAGCAGCGGCGGCUUCGACUCCCACUAGAGGAUCAAAAAGGAAGCGCACUGUAUUCAGUCAGAUGGAAGAGAAGUGCGACUCUUCCACCCAGGCUUCGUCGUCCACCAAGGGAGACGUAGAAAUCGUCGAGUAUGACUCAGACGGAAGAUUCAUUAAGAUUCACAACAAAGGAAAUAAGGAGCUUCCCAUUGGAGGAUGGCAGCUAGUGCAGAAAACUUCCGAAGAUGAAGGAACCUCCUUCAAGUUCCAACGAAACACCACUAUCAGUUCACAUGCUUAUGUCACAGUAUGGAGUUCUGAUAGCGGUACUUCACACAGUCCUCCCAGAGACAUAGUCAUGAGGGGACAGUCGUGGAUUCCUUCGGAUUCUUCUACCGUCACACUACUAAAUAACAAUGGAGAAGAAGUGGCUUCUUACAAACUUAUCAAAGAAUCUCACUGUUCUGCAACUCACAAUUUGUCUGACUCCGGAUUAUCCGAAAGCAUUUUACAGGAUCGUUCAGAAUCUUCUCAUUAAAGGAAGGUGGCUGGCCACCCAUCCACCGGUGUUUUUAUCGUCGCAUUUGUUUUGUGUACUUCAGUAUUAUUUUUUAGUUUAAUCUCUCUCUCUUCUCUGACCAAAAAUGGAGAAGAUUGUCUUUUGUCUGUACUUUGUUUCUGCCUUUAUUCACAUUUUAUUUUUUAUACGCAUUUUUUCUUUUCAAUGCAUUUCUACACUAACUAAAUUAUUUCGUAUCAAAUAAUUGUUGUUCUAAUGCCGAGGAUAAUUAAAAUUCCAAAAAAGGAUUCCGGAGUCCUUACGGGUACUUUUGUUUUGUCAGUUCCAAAUUUUUAAAUCUGGUUGCUUGCCCUCAAACAUACUAAAACUAUACCAAAUCAUCUUUCUUUAUUUGUAGUCAAGAAAAGCGACAAGAUUCAGUGAUGGCAAGAAAGACAUGGUAAACUUAAUUAACAUAACAUGUGUUUGUCUUUAACACACUGCAAUGAUGAAACUGGUCAAUUUGUUUAGCAGAGUCUGCACUAAUUGUUAGUGUUCUUUGGAGAUGGAAACAGUUAGUCAUUGUGCCAUUUCUGUGGCAAAAUGCAGUAACUAGUCUUCUUGCACUUCUCAUUAUGUAAUGGACUGGUGAUUAGUGCAUCAACCAUCACAUAUCAAGGAAAUGAUUGACCACUUUGUCGCCUUCCCGGUUUUAGUCUUCCGGGUAUUAAGGGAGCUUCCUAGACUGAGGCAAGGGUCUUCUGCCGGACUAGUCGUAACAUGCAUUAAAGCCGGUAGCUUAAUAAUAAACACCGCAUUUUAGUGCCUCUAUUUAUAAUGCAACUUCGGUCAAAUGUACCAAUUAUUUGCUUUUAAUAAAUAUCAACUUAAAUAGUU
Centruroides sculpturatus (bark scorpion) is the source of this 2227-nucleotide messenger RNA. Its product is annotated as lamin Dm0-like. Lineage: Eukaryota; Metazoa; Arthropoda; Arachnida; Scorpiones; Buthidae. The transcript is spliced from 10 exons. The record is from RefSeq and is a predicted model, not a curated record. Bases 242 to 1369 code for a protein of 375 amino acids.